Molecule: messenger RNA, 1710 nt
Organism: Ascochyta rabiei
Lineage: Eukaryota; Fungi; Ascomycota; Dothideomycetes; Pleosporales; Didymellaceae
Product: Triacylglycerol lipase
Exons: 2
Coding region: 1-1710 (569 amino acids)
Biological process (GO): multivesicular body membrane disassembly; macroautophagy; piecemeal microautophagy of the nucleus
Molecular function (GO): glycerophospholipase activity
Source: RefSeq, a predicted model, not a curated record
AUGCGCUCGCCUGAAGGAUCUCGCCAAACUUGGGCUGCAAUCUGGAAAUCUCUCUUUGCCGUUGGUAUCUUCGCGCAGGUCACGAUACUUCUGGCGUUUUUAGGCUCCUAUUUGGGUUUCUACACUCAUGAGACCUUGCCAUCCUCGAUCCGUGCCUUUACCAGCACUUCCAACAACGAUGGUUUGACCUUGCGACACAUUAUUCAUCAUGGUGCGGGCCAGCCGGGACCGCGUGCGAGGAGGUUGGACGUGACGUCCGAUAGGAUGGUCCAAGCUGAAGCUGUCGGCGAAUUCGGACCCUUUGUUGUCAAAAAGGCCUCGAUCACCAUCGAGAAGCCCUCAAAGAUUUACAAGUAUGAUGGCCAGAGGCCAAUGUGGUCCACGAUGUCGCCAUUGUGGGUCGCCGAAGAUGUUGCUGGUCCGGAUGUUGAAGAUAAGGAUACAGUAAUCAGUCUGGCUUCGAUGUCAGAGGACGCCUAUAAGCCUGGCCCAGAGGAUCCGGAAUGGAUGGACGUCGACGAGAACUACAACUCGUCUGUGCCGUUCGGCUGGGAUGACAGCGGCAUUAGAGGCCAUGUCUUCACCGACGACACGAACUCCACCAUCAUUCUAUCGGUUAAGGGUACCACGGUCGCCAUGUUCGAGGGAAACGGAACCUCUGGUCAUGACAAAGAAAACGAUAACUUGUUCGGCUCCUGCUGCUGUGGUCAGGGUGGCUCGUAUUGGUGGAAACAGAGUUGUGACUGCAUGACCGGCACUUAUUCUUGUGAUGACAAGUGCGUUAGGGAAGAGCUGAGGAAACCGAAUAGGUAUUACCUCGCGACAGUCGAACUGUAUGAAGAGGUACUGCGCAUAUAUCCCGAUGCGAACAUCAUCACGACCGGACACAGCUUGGGUGGCGUGCUGGCCUCGCUGAUUGGAUUGCAGCAUGGCAUCCCGGCAGUCUCGUUUGAAGCAUAUCCACAAGCCAUGGCAGCAAAGCGACUUGGACUACCUGUAGCUGGGGAUGUCGCUCCACUUCGGAAGAACACGGGAGGCUUCCACUUCGGACAUACAGCUGACCCAGUCUACAUGGGUACCUGCAACGGCUUCUCAAGCUUCUGCUCCAUCGGCGGCUAUGCGUUCGAAACGAUAUGUCACACUGGAAAGCGCUGUGCCUACGACGUUGUGAAAGACUGGGGGUGGAGGCAAAGCACGACAACGCACCGCCUCAGGUACGCAAUUGACAACGUGUAUAAGAAGUAUGACAAGGCAGCAACGUGUGUCGAUGAAGACGUCACAUGCGUAGACUGUUUCCUCUGGAAAUUUGAAGAUGGGACGCACACCAAGCCUGCAACAACAUCGACAGCUACGCCCACAUCGCGUACCAGAACGAGGACCGAGACCUGCAAAACGCCCGGUUGGUGGGGAUGCCGUGAUGAGACCUCGACAAUCGCAACCGCAACCGCAACCGCGACGUUGACAAAUCCUGUUAUAACAUCGCCCCCGGAAUCAAGCAUCAGCACAUGCAAGACGCCUGGCUGGUUUGGCUGUAAAGACAAAACCACCUCCAUAACGCCCAGCUCUUCAGCAGAAACAACGACUACAACAUGUACGAGCAAGGGCUGGUUUGGUCGAUGUGCUGACGAAACGCCCGUUACGACGACACCAGCAGUAGAAGGACAUGCCUACUAUCGCACAGCACCAACAGUGACUCAGACAGCACCAUAG